This is a messenger RNA of Penicillium mononematosum, 981 nucleotides long. RefSeq lists its product as uncharacterized. The record is from RefSeq and is a predicted model, not a curated record. The coding region runs from base 1 to 981 and encodes 326 amino acids. Lineage: Eukaryota; Fungi; Ascomycota; Eurotiomycetes; Eurotiales; Aspergillaceae. The transcript is spliced from 3 exons.
AUGGCUACCGAUCACAUUUCGAAGCCUACCGAGGCUGACGCCCUGAUCCUCGAAGCUUGGGGACAGGGCUUGAUGGUGGGAAGUCUCCUCAUUAUGGCUGUUAUCACUCUCGCCAACAUGAAGUCACAUAUUCUCUUACACAAGCUGAUCUUCGCCGAGGUAAGGAAGCCAAAAUACUGGCCUAUCAUUUACGGCCUAACAGGACUUGAACUAACUUGUGGAUUUACUAUAGCUCAUCCUGGCCAUGGCUCAUGGUACUUUCAUCUUCCCCACGAGCCGGUCUACGGCUGGUAUCUAUCCGUAACCGCGGUCGGUCUCAACAUCUCCUGGGCCCUACACAAUGUCAUCGCCUGGAUGAAGAAUCGCCCAUUCCUAUCGCGAAAGGUCUCCAUCAUUUACAUUGCCACUGUCGUGCUCUGCUGGCCCUACUGGGGACUGGAGAUCUAUGCGAAUUUCACCUACUUCAACAAUAUCAACAAGAUCUUCCUAACGACUAGGCCAAUGGAGCCAUUAUUUCGCGACCCAUGGUGGAUCUUCACAACAGCCAGUCUAUUCUGGACAAUCAAGCGCGAAUACAACUUCGGAUUAUGGGAGCUGGUAGUCGUCAGCCCACGAUUCGGAAUCAUGCUCGCAGCUAUGUGUCUAUCGAUUAUCUUCAUGGUCGUCGAUACCUGCAGCGUGCUGAACGCCUUCCCCAGCAUCCUCCCAACAGGUGUUGAACCGUUCUGGAAACUAUCCUUCAUCUUCAAAUGUCUCUGCGACACAGUCAUACUCGACGACUUCAAAACAGCCCUCGACCACCUACGCAUCCACUGGAUGCGCAAGAAAAACGGCGAGCUGUUCGUCACCCCGCUCACGACUCCGAACUCCAGCCCGCGCGCAUACAGAAACCGCAGGGAUAGGGAUAUCGAGGCGGGCGAUGACCCUUCUACCCCUACGAAGGGAUCUUACGGCCGCGCGGUGCAUAUGGAUGAUGUUUAG